This is a messenger RNA of Culicoides brevitarsis, 652 nucleotides long. RefSeq names its product small ribosomal subunit protein mS37. Gene Ontology annotation, biological process: mitochondrial translation. The record is from RefSeq and is a predicted model, not a curated record. The transcript has 2 exons. Lineage: Eukaryota; Metazoa; Arthropoda; Insecta; Diptera; Ceratopogonidae. Gene Ontology annotation, molecular function: RNA binding. The coding region runs from base 186 to 581 and encodes 131 amino acids. Gene Ontology annotation, cellular component: nucleoplasm; mitochondrion; mitochondrial ribosome.
CACCUCUGUCACUCAUCGCCGAACUGUCAAAAAAUUUUUUUCACAACAAAAACAUUGAAUCUGGCACGCUUUUCAAUAUUUUUCGCAUAAAUUGCGCUCCAACCUCCUUAAUUGACCUCAAAAAGGUUCAUUUUUGACGAAACUUGCUCCUGCCAUUCACGUUCGCGACACGAAAAAACCAAAAAAUGCGUCAAACUGCAGUACUUUUCCACAAAAAAGCCCUUCUUGGAUGGCAAUCGAAGCGAGCGCGUCUCCCACAAAAUGUCAACAGAGUCCCGUUUGCGGAGGUUUUGCCGCUGAAAUUGCGUGACAGAGUCUCGGGCAAGGGUUCGCGUGUCUCGGAUGUCGCUUGUGUGCAAGAAAUGACGACGAUGUUCGCCUGUCUCAAAGCCAAUGAGUUCAAUGAAGCUGCCUGCACGAAGGAAAUUGACGCCUUGAGCGGUUGUUACACGGCAUUUUUGGAGAAAAAGUCGAAAUCGAAGGAAGACAGUCGAAAGGGAGGCAUUCGUACCGGCAAAAAUUUGGAUCCGCGAGAAUUGAAUCGAUAUUUGAAGAAGUUCCCCGUGGAAACAAGGCCUUGAGAGACGAACAAUAGUUUAUCAAAAGUCUUUUUAGUACGAAAAUGUUGCGAAAAAUAAAUUUAUUAUUAGAA